This is a messenger RNA of Trypanosoma grayi, 237 nucleotides long. RefSeq lists its product as hypothetical. The transcript has a single exon. NCBI's taxonomy places the organism in Eukaryota, Euglenozoa, Kinetoplastea, Trypanosomatida, Trypanosomatidae. The record is from RefSeq and is a predicted model, not a curated record. Bases 1 to 237 code for a protein of 78 amino acids.
AUGAGCUCCGUGAUGAACACGCAGCAUCGCCGCUCACUGUCGAUCCACGACGCGUGGCACCGGAGCAGGUUGGGGUGCUGCAGCUGCGAGAGCAAAAACACCUCCUGCGGCAGCUCCGCGUCGGGGCCCGGCGUGCUCGGCAUCUCGCACCACGCUACCUCCACGCCAUCCUCCGCAUCAACAGCGGCGUACACUUCUUUGCAGCUGCCGCAGCCAAUGCGCCUCAGUCGCGUGUAG